GUGUUUACGGCCUCUCUUGAUAAUUGCAGUGAUAGAGGUAAACAAGCAAACUCGGCGUGACUUUCCGCUCCUAAAAGUGGGAAUACCAUAAAGAGAGUGACAAUGCUGCUCCAAAAUCGAGCUGUGUUUGCUCUUGGUCUUCGCAUGUGCUCCACUCAUGUGUCGAGAGGACAUUUGGUGGAUACAGCGAGACCCAACUCAGACAUGUCUGAAUUCCGCGAGGUCUUUUCCAAAGCCAAGCACAUAGCAAUCAUCACAGGGGCCGGUGUGAGUGCAGAGAGUGGAGUACCAACCUUCAGGGGAGAAAAUGAGAAGUGGAGAAAGUGGCAAUCUCAGGACCUGGCGACCCCAGAGGCUUUCUCCCGCACUCCGUCACGGGUCUGGGAGUUCUACCACUACAGAAGGGAGAUGACUUUGGGCAAGAAACCCAACACUGCCCAUCUGGCUAUAGCAGAGUGUGAGGCCCGGCUGAAGAAGCAGGGACGCUCAGUGGUCGUCAUCACCCAGUGCAUCGACGACCUGCACCGACAGGCUGGGUCCAAACAUGUGCUCAAGGUUCACGGCAAUCUGAUGGAGACGCGCUGUGUGAGUUGUGGACAUGUGACCGUGAACAAGCGAAGCCCCAUAUGCGCUGCCUUAAAGGACAAAGGCUCACCUCACCCAGAUGUUGCUGAUGCCCAGAUUCCUGUGGAUAAACUGCCAAGGUGCGGCGAACCUGACUGCCACGGUCUUCUGAGGCCCAACUUGGUGUUUUUUGGAGAAACCCUGGACUCUCACAUCCUGACCAAAGUGGAGAAAGAGAUGGAAACAUGUGAUCUCUGUCUGGUGGUGGGCACGUCUUCAAUCGUUUACCCAGCAGCCAUGUUUGGCCCCCAGAUUGCAUCGAGGGGCAUCCCGGUGGCUGAAUUUAACACAAAUCCUACUCCAAAAUCGGAGUACUUCACGUUCCAUUUCCAGGGCCCAUGUGGAACCACGCUGCCUCCAGCUUUGGCGCGGCAUGAGUCAGAGGUUGUUUAAAAGCUUGUUUGUAAAGAGAACAACUUUACAAACACCAACCAGUGGCUUUUUCUACAUACUAAUGCAAUCCAAUGCUGGGCGGAGUCCGGGGGGUGGGGAGGGGGGGUUCAUAUCAUAUUUUAUUCCAAAUGUUUGCCUUAAAAGCAGUUUAGCUCUCAUUGCUUGGUAGCGGGAGAGUUAAGCUUAGAAUUAGCUUUUUAAGACUUUGCAAUGGGUCUCUUAAUACUUGAAUAUACUGUAUAGCUUAAUAAACUGGAAAUGGGAUAUUGGAAAUUUGUCGCUUUGAGUUAGGCAGGAGCGGUGCGGCUUGGUAUAAGAAAGGGAAUGCACUAUGUAUGUAAUUAUUUGCAUAGGAUAAUAUCUCAGAUAUCAGCAGGUAUCUUGCAGAUGCUGGUGAGGGACUGUCACAUUGCUGUGGAUUAGAACAUACUCCUCCUGGUGCCAAUGGAGAACAUUCCUCUUUUCUCUUUCCACAGAAUGAACAGAUGUACAGAGCGGAGCAUAAUCUUGUGCCUUUCAAAACUGUUUACACAACCUUGACCAAACGCUCGCUUGAAACCUCAAGUGCAAAUCAACCAAUGUUACAGAGAUGUAGUCAAGUGUACAGAGUUUGCUUUGGACCAAGGACAGAGAGGGUAGAGAGGGAAAAUGUUGUCUCUCCAGUCCUGGUCUGAAUCAGCAUUAUUCCCUUCUCAUGCUCUUUGAAUGUGUUUAUCAUCAUAUCAGUAUCCUGUAGUCACAUGUCAUGAGUUAGUCAUGAUAUAUUUUUACAUGUUAGAGUCUGUAUUCAAAAACUAUAUGUGUUCAAUAACUGUAUAUGGAAUAUGUGUAAUAAUGAGAGCAGUCUUAUAUUUGAUAACAUGAUUAUAUUUUUUAACCACUGUUUUGCCCUUAAAUAUCGGGCACAAUUCAUUAUGAUAAAAAAAACAAACUGCCAAUGCAAUUAAACAGGACGUAAUAAUUAAAACACUAAAUCUACA
Epinephelus lanceolatus (giant grouper) is the source of this 1997-nucleotide messenger RNA. RefSeq names its product NAD-dependent protein deacylase sirtuin-5, mitochondrial-like. Gene Ontology annotation, cellular component: nucleus. Gene Ontology annotation, molecular function: histone deacetylase activity, NAD-dependent; protein-malonyllysine demalonylase activity; NAD+ binding. The record is from RefSeq and is a predicted model, not a curated record. NCBI's taxonomy places the organism in Eukaryota, Metazoa, Chordata, Actinopteri, Perciformes, Serranidae.